AUAUAUAUAUAUAUAUGAUGCUUCUGGUUGGACGUUCAAAAGAGUCAGUGGCUCAUCUUUUUAAAAGAGUAACCUUAUACCGGGCUGAAUGGCUGGGUUUCACUGCCCUCUCUGGUGGAAACAUGCUGUGUUGCAUCUGUAAACAAACCCAACAGCAAUGUCAAAAAGACAAAUCACACGCCAAUAUUGAAGAUUUGAAUUUUAAAGGGCUAUGAGUAAUGCAUCUUCCGCUUGCUAUGCAAGUGAAGGUAUUCACCACAUCUUGAGUCACAGUGAGUGUGUAGAAAGGCUGAAUCAGGAGCUGGCACGCCAGAGUACAGUAGCCUAGAGGGCUGCAUCGCGGCAUAAUGUACACCAGCUAUAAAUCUGCCAGCAGGGUACAUGCCAUCACAACAUGUUCCAGAUUGGAAGGAGAAAGAGACUGAAACUGUGUUCCAACCCUCUGACGUUCCUGUCUUUACGGGGACAAAGUCGUUUUUACCGCCUGUAUUGAUCAUGUGCAGGGCCAAGAGUGGUUCUUCACAUUCAUAGCGUUCUUUGCCCCAAAUGACCUUGAGCAAAAUCAAGUAAUGGAACUAAAAUGUUCACUGUCAUCAAUCUUGGACUACUGGAUCGUAACUGCUGCGACAGCUGAAGAGGGAAGAUGGGGUAUCGGUUGGUUGAGCUCCUGUGGGUCCUUUAGUACAUGAAGAGAGCUGUCGUGUUUGUGUGAAGUCAAUGUACUUAUUGCUGGUGCAACGGAUCAUAAAACUCGCAAAUCGGAUCACGGAUCUGAUCACAGAUCGAAUGCGCACGGAAGAAGAAAGGGAGCAGACCAGGGUUUAGGUCCUUUCACCUGAUCUUCAAGGCUCCAUCGGAUGAUCAAAAUGAUGAUGUAAAUCAAAAAAGUGCCAUUUUGCCUAAAAAUACAUACAAUUGCAAGGAUAUGGAAAUAAAAGAUUUCAUUUUUCUUGAUUAAAUUAAAUCUUGUUGUUCACAGUUUUAAUAAUUUAAUAUUAGCUACUAGGAUCUAGUGUAAAUAGGUCAUAAUUUGUACUGAUGUCUCUGUUGCUUCUGAUCAAGUCCUGAUCGCACAGUUUCCUGAAUAUCUGAAAAACGAUGAGUAGUAAAUGAGUAGUGAAACUGUUUUUCACUCUGUGAUAGGUAACAUCACACUGUGUGAAUGUGAAGGGGAAUCCGCACAGAUCAUGUUUCCACACCGGUAUGUCCCAACGUUUUACACCAAAAACAGUCGCAUAGUGUGUGUUCCAGUAACAUCACUUCAGCACCAAGGACAGCUCACCUUUAUUACAGUAAAGUAACUGAUAUUUUUCCGCGGCCAUGUUUUUUGUUUAGUGGUUCGACAGCAGUGCUUUUACAGUUUGAGCUGCACUGCAACUAACAAACAUGAGCUGUGUACGAUCACCAGGCAACAGCCACUAAAAUAAAAUAAAAUCUUCAUUAAUAACAAAUCCCCCUCCCCACAUUGUGUUCACUUAAAACUCACGGAUGCAAACAAACAGAUGUGCACUCACACAUGCAGACAUGUGCACACGGUCACUGUGGGCAGCAGCAGAGAUGACAGAGAGAGGAAACAGAAGGAAAGCCUUCGGAACGUCAGAUAACAGGAUUACACAAAUUACAUUUCAUCUGUGACCAUGAAUCCCAUCUGGAUGUGGGACUCAUUUUCUCUCCGUUUACAACAGCAGCCAUAGAGCUGCGAUGACAAAAUAACAAGAACCAAAAUCCUGUUUGUAUUGAUGCCUGGUUAGUUGGCUUUGAGCUGCUGCCGCUGACAGAAACUGAAGCUGAAGUUUUACGAUGCAGAUUCUCAACAAAGGUUCUGAGGCUCGCAUUGACAUUGAUGGAGGGAAGAUGGUCAAUCUUCCACUUUCCUCAGACACAUUUUUGUUUUCUUCUGAUGUGGAAUUAGCCUUGCAUAGGAAGCCCACAAUUUCUCCAUUUGUCAUUGUGGUGUGACGAGCCUGACGACGAAAGUACAGCCAGCAAACUUACCAACCUGAUAACUGAGCUGCUUCAGUCAUUGCCUCUCAUUUGAUAGUAGUUCAGCAAUAGUUCUUUAAACUAUUAAACUCUACUACUAAAAAUCAGGUGUAAGUUUUUUUUGAUGAUGCCACAUAUUGAGCAGGCUGGUAUCUGGGACAACCUGAAGGAAUCGAACCGGUGUCCUUUAUAUGAUGCAAGGAUUAUGUCUUUAGUGUAUCUGGGGGAGGAGAGACUGACACUUGCCGUCUGCUGGUCUGAGCAAUGUUAAAUCCAAAGAAUCAAUCUAGUAACAAUCCUCCAGGGCAAUCAAGGUCAUUCAGUUGCUCCUGAAGACUGAUGGCAGUGGGACUCCAUAGGGAGCACUCCGUCUGAGGAGGAGGGGGGUCGCUCACAGAAUACUCCCAUUACCCAGAUUUUUCAGAAACAGCAUAUGGGAAACCUGACAUUUUUACAUUUUUAAUCAUAAACCUAUUUACCAUUCUACAAACAGAAUAAUUUACAAGACACAGUAAAGCAAUAAUGUAAGUGGAAGCAAUGUCGCGCCAACAUGCUGAUAAACCCCACAAAAUAAAAGACCGAUAAUUGCAAGUGUAAAAAACAUUCAUGACUUGUGCUGAAUCCGACCCAGUUUCACAUAUUACAAGCAUUAAGAAAAAGCUGAUCUCCUUUCUUGCUCUUUUGAUUAUGUAGGUCGUAUAGAGGCAUCAGUAUUACAUCUAGAGUUGCAUAGCCAGUUAAAAAUCCCUCAUAUUGAAUGUAAGGGGAACAGCAAUAAUAGACUUUUGGAUCUAGCUCCACAAUUGAGUCCACUAGUGGGAGUGAUGCAACUUGGAUUUCCAACCCCCAUUUAAACGUAAAGGAGACGAAUUAGCUUUAUGUUACAUGCACUCUGUCACAUUAUAGGAAACUGCUAUUACCGUAUAUCGCCAGAUAAGUGACCGACCAGUAGGGUUGGGUAUCGAGAAUCGAGAAUCGAAUGGAAUCGGAACUAGCUUUGCGAUUUACCCGGUAUCGUUCAAAAGUUUAAAAUUCGAUUCCUUGUUUCGAUUCUCAGUCUGCCGGCGCCGACCGGAAAUAGAAACCGCUGAACACCAACGAAGAAGCGUCCACCGGAAGUGUUGGCGUAACAGCGCGAUCGAACAUGUAUAGCGUGCGUCGGCGGUCCAAAGUGUGGUUACACUUUUCGAAACAAACCGAAAACUCUGCAAAAAACUCCCGGUUGUUGUGAAGUUGUGACGCAUCAGACCAGUGCGCGCGCGGGUGCCGGGUGGCCCGAGCGGAGCGGUCCUCUCUGUUAAAAUGAGCAGUGAGGCUGGCGCUGCAAAGAAAAAAAAAGGUUGUACUAGCCCUCCCCGCGUCGACCGUCAGCAGCCCCCCGUCAGCGAAAGUGUCCCUGAUUUGAGGUUGGGAGACUUGCGCGCCCCCCCCCCUCCGUGUGCCCCGUGUUUGACGCGCUGCCUCCUCCUCUGAUUCCAAGGGUUCGUCCAUCAGUGGGAGCAAGGUAACGUUUAAGUACCUGCAGUAUCAUACACUCACGUGUAAAUGUGUUUUUGUGAGGUUUCAAAAAUAAAGCUCUCUGGAGGAAAGUGUACCCCUGUUAUUUAUAAUGUUUAUACAAUAUUCAAGUUCAUAGUUUGAUAUUCAUAUUGUAGGUGAAAACAGCCCUGUUAGAAAUUCAUAGUAAAGUUAAUAAAAAGUUCAUAGAAUUAACAUUGAUGGAGAAGGUCAGACUAUUUCCUUCAGAAAGACCCUUGGUUAGCUAGCUUAUUUAAAAUAUCUUAAACUUAAACUUUUUUGACCCUGCCUCUUAAAAGAAUCGGAAUCGAGAAUCGCUGGGAACCGGAAUUGAAACAAGGAAUCGGUAUCGGAAUCGGAAUCGCUCAAAUUCAAACGAUACCCAACCCUACCGACCAGCUAACUCUCUGUCACCUGUAUGUCAUGGAAGCAGGCUGUAAUAUCAGGUAUAACCAUUAACAGACACUAGCAUUAUUGACAGCCGCAGGAUACACAUAAACCAACUAAGAGUGACAAGUCUCAAAAUGGGAAUCUGAACAUUGAAGGUGGGAUACAAUUUAUUUCUGCUUCAGGCUAAAAUGUGGCACAUUCAAGCUCCAUAGAAAAAUAACGGCUUUCACAAAACUAAAUUGUGCUGAACAACCGAUUUUUUUAACCGGUUCAGCUCCAGCUCACAAAAAAAGACACAGCGAAGUGAUUCUGUGAGGAAUUUGUCAUUCACGGGGUACAAUUCAACAGACAUAUAGUUUUCAUAUUGUUACGCUCUCAAAGAUCAAUGGACUCAUCGCUCUUUUGUAAGUUGUGUCGGACUCCUGGGAGCUCAAAUAAUCACAAUGAAACGGCUAAAAGCUCCUAUUGGUGUCUGUUCUAAUAUAUGUUUAAUUAGGAGGUCCUGAUUUAUUCGCUAAUGACUGAGUAUAUGAUUGCCUGCAGUAUGUGUGUGUGUGUGUGUGUGUGUGUGUGUGUGUGUGUGUGUGUGUGUGUGUGAAAGUUUCUUAUCAGUACACAGGGCUCAUCAGGCAGUAUUGUGGAUUGAAGGCUACUAAUCUUGACCCAAGGGUGACUGAUCCAGCUUUCUUUCUGUUUGUGCUUAGCAUGCACGACUGCAUGUGUGUGUGUGUGUGUGUGUGUGUGUGUGUGUGUGUGUGUCUGUGUGUGCUGAUACAGAUAUCUCAUUUCUCUCAGUAGUUUUUCAGACAAAGUGAACUCCAUUAAUCCAACCAACAAGUUUGUCUGAAAAUGCUUGAAGAGCAACAUGUAAACACCGAGAAACAUAAAUCUGUUACUUCGUGUCUGAGUGGAGGAUUGGCGUGGUGACAGCAGUGACUCCAUUCCCUCACCUCCAUGGGGUUCAAGUCAUGGUGCUAGCUUUAAUUAUGAAAAAUAAUUUGGUGUACUGAGUCUGAGAUUGCACACAUUAGAGAGAGUUAUAAAGAACGGUGUUCAGAGGAGUCUGUCAGCUGCCAUCCUGUUUUCUCCAGAAUUGAAUGCUAGUGUACUUUUUGACAGAAACAAGGUUUAUGAGCUUGGCCUCUGUGAGCAGCACCGCAUUAUUUUCUCUUUCCUCAGAGGCUGACAGCACUUCCAGCACAGGUUCUUUUUAAUGAAUAAACCCAUUAAGAAUCCAUUGAGAAGACUGGGAGAUAUCAUGAGAAGCACAAUAUAAUAUGCUCAACGUGUCCCCAGAGCUAUUGUGAGAUGCAGUUUGGUCUUUUAAUUUUUCACCUAAGUACCUCAUCUGCUUCUGCUGCUGGCAAACCAUGUAUCCAUGUUUUAUAGAGAGUACAAUGUAACAAAGUCAUUUAUGUUCUCGACGAUGGACAUGAUCAUUGCAAAGAGGGAAAAGACGAUCAGCUGAACAAUCAUAACAUGACAAAGCAAUAUGUGUUAUUCAAAGCGUGAUAUAACAGCAGGCAACAGUAGGCGAUGUGCAGAUACAGUGGAGUAACCCCAGUAGACCCUGGGGAUUCUCCCCCUCCACGUUUGUUAUAAUCCGAGUUUUCCCUCACUUGAAAUCGACGGGCGGGCCGUGCAUGCUUUUAGUGCAUGUUUGUGCAUGUCGGCGUGCCCCACUGUCUGGCUCGGGUGCUGCUCUGCAUUGCUCUCAUAUGGUUGCAGCUGAUAAGACCAUCACGACCGAUGUCGCUGUCGCAGAAGCGGCGCACUCACACCGCGGUUUCCCCCUCAAGUGAACUUGGUUAAGUCUGCCAGCACUUUAGCCGCUGUCAGCGCGAUAAGCCCGGGAACAUAGAAUAGAAAUGCCAUCAAUCUUCUAUUUUAAACUUAAGUUAAGUUUUAAGUGAAAUGUUUUUGGAAACACGUACAAGUCCAAAAACAGGGAGAUUGGGUGGCUUUUUUUUGUCAUUCAGAUUUACUGGAAUGGCUCCACUCUUUUGUUUUAGACGAGUCAUGUGAUACCCCUAUUAUCCCAAAUGCACAAUUAUAAACGGAUUUGAAAUGAAGUUAGUGCACUGGGUCUCUGUUGCCUUCUCCUCAUAUGUUUGGUAUUGGUUUGUGGCUAUAUUAUCCGUUAAUAGCAUGACACACAAAAGUAUCAAACUGCUCUGUCAGUGAUCAAUAGGCAUUGUGGGUAAUGUGGCACCAGGUUUUGACUAUGAAGAAGAGAGACUAAGGACUUCUCUGGUUCUGUUGUAGAGAUGUUGAUACAGUCCUAAUAUGAUUUUUUAAUAAAUGCAAUUGGACUCCAUGUUGUAAUUGCAAGCUUGGCACAGAUGUGAAGAGGGUUUUUUCUGUCUCAUUUAAACUGCAAAUCCAGAAAAGGUCAGUGCAGAGUUAAGUGCUCUGAAUGAUUCUUUUAUAUCACAAUAUAUUCAAUAAAUAACCAAAUUGUUUUGUAUAUCCUACUGAAGCACAAAUACAAGACAAAUUAAAGUACUUUCUCAUUUAAGUAAGUCCAGUAAUAUUUUUUGAGAAAUGUUGUCAACAUGUGUUAAUAUAAAUGUACCUAACGUAAAUCCUUGUUGACACUUUGCACAAUAGUGGACCGACAUCCCGAGUCCUUCCAUUGCAUCACAAAAUCAGGACAAACUGCUGAAAUGAAAACAUAGCACGCACAAACACAAGCACACUUUGGUCAAUCCAGCCAUCAAACAGCAGGAAUCAUACGUGACAGGCUGCAUGAUUAGCUCUGUAUGCUCAUGCAGAAAAUGUUAAUGCAUUUGUCAACAUUCAUACACAUCUGUACCACGUGGUGCUGCUUCCUUAAUUCACUCCUUUAUUGAAUGCAUACAUUCUUACUUUCUCUAUUGUUUUUACCCUCAUUCUUCAUUUCCUUAUAUUUAAUUGCCCUCCACCCCAAAUCAUGGGUUUAGCGUGUCCUUAUCAGCAGUAAUGAAUUUCACUUCCAUUACGCACAAGCCUCCCCGUGCAGAAUAAAACUGCUUAACAACAAAGCCACUCGUUGCUAAAUCCCUGCAAUGAUCCAUGCAUGGGUUUGUGUGAAUUUAAAUGAUAUUCAUAUUGAGUGAGAUUGCUCAAGAAUAUGCACAUCUGAUGAUUGGAGGUCUUCAUUUCACUUCAUUAGUGAUUCUUAGUGUAUUUGCUCUUUGUCUGACAGCACUGAUGUGACAUAUUCAUUCAGUUUCACUGAAUACUUGUAGCCUACUGAAAAAAGAUGUAUAUUUGACAAGAUCUGGAACUACCAUGUCAAAGUAAACAAUGAAAAGAGAAAACCGAAACCAUGUCGGAGAAACGUUUUUUCAACUCAAUGAUAUUCUUUCAAGGUGGUCUGGCAGUAUAGUGAGAUGUUUUUGGUAUUUGCAAGUUGACAAAAUACUGAUUUAAAUUGCAUUACGGGAGGUUUUGCUAACAAAAGUUAGUUUGUUUGUGGGUCCAAUGGUGCUUGUUAAGGCUCUAUGUUUAUUUAUGUAUCACAAUUAUUUAAUUCCUUGCAUCCUAUUGUCCGUCUUUCCUCAUUUAAUGAUGCUCUUUUUACUUCUUUAUCAUUACUCCCUUUCUUCCCUCCUUCUUCACCCCCUGUCCUCUCAGUCAUCCCAAGGCAAUACCCAGUACCACAAGGUGCACUGUAUGUUUGUGUCUCUGUGAGAGAUAUUUUACUGUAGUCUUUGUGCCACCUUGUGGAGAAAAAAAUGCAUAAGGCUUCUUCCAUUAAAGGGUUUCCCAUGUUUACGCUGCCCAGAUGUUCAUACAGUGGGGCUAUCCAGCAGUUUGACCUGUCUCCUUGGACCUCUGAUUUGACCUCUCUACACCCUUAUAACCUUCAAACACUCUUCUGAUGUGUUAAGCAACUUUGCUGAACAGUUUGAUGGAGAGCUGGUCGGAUGACAGCUGGAACUGUUGUCAUAACCGGAGGAAUACUGGCCACAGUGAUACUUCUGUGUAUCAUAGCUGUGCUCUGUUACUGUAGACUCCAGUACUACUGCUGUAAGAAGAAUGGGUCUGACAGCGGCUCCGUCUCUCAGCAGCACUUUGCGUGCAACGCCUGCAGUGUCUCUGGCCUGGAGGGGUCGAUCGUCGCUACACCGCCCGAAGCAACCGAAUACUUCGACCCCACCAAACUCGCGGGGGGGAAACGCAGCUACUGCCCCACCUGCUCACCCUAUGACUCGCCCUUUUACAUUCGUACCACGGAUGAGAUGCGCAACGGUGGAGAGCGCAUCACCUACAUGCCUACACACUAUGAGAACCAGGCGCUGGCGAUACCGCUGCCCGUUGUCCGAGGAUCCCUGCUGAGGGAGACCCAUCGAGGCCGGCAUCCGGAUUUCUACACCAACACACGAGCCAUCAGCACCGAGGUGUGACCAUCCUAAAGAAGCAAAUAACUCCAACACACACACACACAUACACAGACCACUAAAAGACCCACAGACAUACUUUAGGCGACUGCUGCAGCUGCCAGUGAGGAUCUUAUAUCUUACCACAUUUAUACCCUUACAUUUUCAUUUUUUAUGUUCACUAAGAUAGUAAUUUACGGUAGAUGAAACUGUAGGUUUCCUGUAAGAAAAUGUCUCUUUGUGCUACCACAUGAAGGGGAUGGUUGUAAACCUGUAAACUGUAGACUGUUAAUGCGUAUUUAAUGACUGAGGGCUGUCUUAGACCAUUUAUGUUUUUUCCCCAGCUACCCAUCUUCCGAAUGACAAAAAGAGAAAAAAGAAUAAAAUUAUGAAGUAUGUAUUGUAGAAGCAUGCUGGAGUUACAGGAAAGCGGGAGGAUGGUAGACGACUGGAGCUUUCUCUAUGCAAGCGGUCGGGGGGCAAACUACUGCAGGUCUUCAUCUCCACUUUUCUCCUUUCAGCUGUUUUUCUCUUUAUUGGAAGGCUAUUGGAAGCAUGGUGCACACGUCAAGUGAUGACGAUGAUGCACAUGUAGUUACAAGUAUAUCAAACUAGAUCAUGGGUAAUCCAGGUGUCUUGGGGUGGCCAGAUCCACACUCAGCUCCCAAUUUCACCCCUAAAGUGUAAGCCUGGGAAUGAGCAGAAGCAAUGUUGAAACUGAGUGAAUUUCUCUUUAGAUAGUGAUGCAAAAAGUAAUGUAAUUAUGAUCUAGAAAGCAAUGAACGCCCACCUCUUGAUUCCAUUGUUUUUUAAGAAAAAUGUAUUCACCCUGGGAUCUCAACAUGAUGUAAUUUGAUUGAGGAAGUGUGAUUUACUAGUUUGUGCUAUUUUGUCUAAACACUUCUCUUAUAGUCCUGUACUACUCUCAUGUUGAAUCUUUGAAAUGCAAAUAUUCAAGUUAUUUAUUUUCAUGUAUUUGUUUUCAUAUUAUGAGGAAGUUAGAAUACACAUGUAUGUGAUUGAAACAGUGUUUUACUACACAAUCACUUAAUAGUGCUCAUUUUCUACAUAACACUUACCCAGCAUUGCGUGUCAAACACCAUAAUAUUUGUUGUGAUAUUUGUAUUUAUAUGUACGUGUGCUGCAAGGGUCAGUGAGGCUGAAAAAGCAAUGCAAGAGACCUUGAGGACUUGCAUGGUGUGAUCAAAUUGGGUGAUUUUAGUUUUUCGGACAGGCCUAGUGUUAUCAUUUACAAAUGAUACAACAGUGCAUAUUGCAUAAUUAGGAUUCAUUGAUCUGCAGCUACCUCACCGAUCUCUCACUGAUUUUUCUUUUUGGAAAACUUGUUCAGAAAUGUCUUGAAUCUUUGACAAAGGAUUUGGUGAAAUAAAAACAUUGUUUCUUCAUGUUGUCAUCCAACAACCACAAAUAUAGAUAAAUAAUCAUCAUCCAUUCCUUCAGUCAAUGUAUUAACUAUAACCUUAUCUUUGAAAACAGAGAUUUUUUUUUUUAGAAAAGUGGUUUAAAACAGAUAUUGUAGCUGACAAAUAUGGUAAAACA
Messenger RNA from Pungitius pungitius (ninespine stickleback), 9815 nucleotides. RefSeq names its product family with sequence similarity 163 member Ab (gene fam163ab). The transcript has 4 exons. NCBI's taxonomy places the organism in Eukaryota, Metazoa, Chordata, Actinopteri, Perciformes, Gasterosteidae. The record is from RefSeq and is a predicted model, not a curated record. The coding region runs from base 7803 to 8282 and encodes 159 amino acids.